UAAGGCUUCAAAUCCGCGGACAGCCGCUAGUUGGAUAACGGCAUCGACCGACACCUGAAAAGCGGAGCUCCGUGCGGGGUGAACUCCACCUGACACACGCCGAAUUCAGCCUCGGAGAGAAGGAGGAUACACGUUAAAAAAAGCGGUUAAACUCGGUUUAACGGGAGAAAAAUCGUCGUUACCGAAAAACUCCGGAGCUACGUAGUUAAUUUUUUUUUUUUUUUUUUUUUUUGUAGCUCGGCUAACCGCGCUAGCUCCAGAAGAAGAAGAAGUAGGCCGGAGCGUUUGACCCGGGACUUUUUGUGGUUUUUUUUUUAUUUUAGCACGGGAUAGCGAAUCAUCCUGGCACAGCACGGUUGCCACCUUGACGUAAAAGAAGAAGAACACACCUGAGACAAAGAGGAUGGCGCUGAAACGGAUCAACAAGGAGCUCAGCGACCUGGCUCGCGACCCCCCAGCACAGUGCUCAGCUGGUCCCGUGGGCGAUGACAUGUUUCACUGGCAGGCCACAAUCAUGGGACCUAGCGACAGUCCAUAUCAGGGAGGAGUUUUCUUCUUGACAAUUCAUUUUCCCACAGACUACCCCUUCAAACCACCCAAGGUUGCAUUUACAACAAGAAUUUACCACCCAAAUAUUAACAGUAACGGCAGUAUCUGUCUGGAUAUUCUCAGAUCACAGUGGUCUCCUGCACUUACUAUUUCAAAAGUUCUUCUCUCCAUUUGCUCACUCCUAUGUGACCCGAACCCAGACGACCCACUAGUGCCAGAGAUCGCACGAAUCUACAAAACAGAUAGUCAGAAGUACAAUAAGCUAGCUCAGGAGUGGACAACGAAGUAUGCCAUGCUUUAGGAUACACCAGAACGGCGAAAGAAUGGACAAGCAAAUACGCAAUGUGAUGGCAUCUGUGGAAGCUGGUGGAAAAAAAUUCUGGUUCAAACAAAAAAAAAAAAAUCCGGGAUUCUGUUUUUUUGUUUUUCUUUUUCACUUUUCUUUGUUUUGUUUUUUUGUUAAUCAGAGCAUUUUACCCUCCUUCCCUGUUUCCACCUGCGCUCAUAAGAAGAUAGUGUUUUCUCUCUAGGACACGUGCCAGUUUCUGUGACUCCUGCUCCCAUUUCGUAAAAAAAACACUUGAGCAUGCACCAGUAAGACGUUUUCAACCCGAAGUCGGUGACGUCGGUCAUCCACUCUGCACACACUUAGUAGAAUCUGAUGCGACUGGUCUCUUGACACUGAACGCUGCAUCGACCCCGCGGUGGUUCGGGUUCGAUCCCGCCGCGUGGUCGAUGGUUUUACUGGAUCUCUCAGGGCACUGUCUGUAAAUUCUGAUUUUUAAAAGUUUCAAAUUGGCCAAAUUCUGCAUUUAAUUUGAAAGUGGUAAAAAUCUGAAAUGGGGGAAAACGGCGACACACUGAAAACUUGUUUCUGCCUCCUGGGCCGGUGUGACGUCGUCUGCUCUUCUGAUCAUUAGUAUAGGAGUGUAUCUUAUUCCACUAUCAAAGUGUGUGUACAGAGAAGCACAGCAGUAUAUAUCAAUGUUAAGGAAACAAAAUAUAAGAACUUCAAUGUUGUAUUUUAUGCAUGUUAAUAAAGGUAGGCUAUUAUAUCUGAUAUGUUUCUGCAAACUUCCGUGGAUUGUACGGCUGAAGUUGGAUAAUUUGGUUCCCCUCAGGCUUCCUAUUCUUUCUUUAGAAGCCAGUAGCUGAGCUGUUAGUUUGAUGCCCACUCGAACACUGUCUUCUUGUAGCCCUUAAAUAUUGAUGCAAAGCCGACGGUUGAUGAUCAACUUGUGGCUCUGUUUCUUUUUACUUUUCCCUUCAAUAAAGUUACUUAAACCAUAAAA
Molecule: messenger RNA, 1841 nt
Organism: Larimichthys crocea (large yellow croaker)
Lineage: Eukaryota; Metazoa; Chordata; Actinopteri; Sciaenidae
Product: ubiquitin-conjugating enzyme E2 D3
Exons: 8
Coding region: 404-850 (148 amino acids)
Source: RefSeq, a predicted model, not a curated record